Molecule: messenger RNA, 3448 nt
Organism: Centruroides sculpturatus (bark scorpion)
Lineage: Eukaryota; Metazoa; Arthropoda; Arachnida; Scorpiones; Buthidae
Product: probable RNA-dependent RNA polymerase 1
Exons: 9
Coding region: 254-3448 (1064 amino acids)
Biological process (GO): siRNA processing
Cellular component (GO): nuclear RNA-directed RNA polymerase complex
Molecular function (GO): RNA-directed RNA polymerase activity
Source: RefSeq, a predicted model, not a curated record
UUCUAACCAAAACUUCCAAUUUGUUUGUUGGUGUUUGUAACUGACCGCGUAUUAUGUCAGUUUUAUCAUCGCGUGUAGUAGCCGGAUUCUUCUCGAGCGGACUGCCUGUCGAACAGCUCGACGUUCGUCUGGCGACAGUUAAAAUCCAGAUUGUAGGUAAAUCGAGAUCGAAGUGAGUCGUGGAUUGUGUGCGAACGUAGUAUCAGAAGGGAUUAUCUCACGCAUGCAAGGUCUGUUUCAAAAAUAACUAGAAAUGCGACUACAAUUUCGAAUUACCUCGUUAGACGACUAUUCAACUUCCACCGACUUUAGAGAGAUUUUAGAAAAUCAUCUCGAAAAGUGGAAGUUCUCUGUAGUACAAUGGAUCGAAGAGGAAAAGACAGAAAGACACGACAAUAAACCCGUAUUUGACGAACACGUGAUUCAAGUAGAGUGCAAAAGUAACCGUUUCUUUGCCGACGUGUAUUCCGAAAUGGACAUUUUGGCAACAUACUGGUGCAGGACCGAUAUAAAAUGUUGGUUAACAUUCUCAACCGCCAAAUGUUUUCAUCAUACUAAGAUUGCUUGUCACGAAAACAUCAUUCUAAAUAUGUUUUACUUUGGAACUCUCUGCUCACAAACGCAUUAUGUAAUACACAGAUAUGUGAAAGGAUUUCUGUCGGCAAAUUUUUAUCAUGACGUACGGAUGUUGGAAAUAAGACAUAAAAGAAAUAUUUACGACGAUAACAAUAAUUUAUUAAAAAUAAAAUAUUCGUCCGUAAGGAGAAUUAUUUUAAAUAUAAAGAAAGACUGUGCUUUACUCUUUUUAGAAGUGAAAUAUCCUCCCGUUGCGUAUUCUAGGGGACGAAGAGUUCUAACCUUAGAUGCCAUCGAUAAAGAAGUGCAUGGCAAAUCGACAGCCUUGAUGUUACGUAUUCAAGAUGUAGAAUUUGCUAAAGAAAUAGUUAGUAGAUUUCAUUCAUGUAAUAAUGCAAUGCCUAUUUACUAUGGCUGCAUACAAUUGGAAACAAGAAAAUAUUUGCCAUUGCCGACUUUUAAUUUGAAGAAUUUCGAUUGCACUUACAACUUAUACGCAAUACUUACUAGAAAUUUUGUCUUACAAGAGCAAACUAGAGGAAAUUGGAAAACAUUCAUUAAUCAGAUAGAACAGCAAUGCAACGAAAAUCCAAUUUACUUAGAGAAAGCUUUGGAGUAUAUAUUAGAUUUGCAAGAACGUGGUGUACUCUGCCACUAUCCACGUGCAAUCGAAUUGAUGUAUCAAUGGUAUUGUCAAACAGAUCAUCAAAUUCGUGCAAAAGAUAACGAAUAUACAACGCCUUCUGAUGCCAAAUUGAUUCGGAGAGUAGUUUUGACUCCAACAACAACUUUGUUUUAUCCUCCCGAAUUUCAAUUCAGUAACAGAAUGUUGCGAAAUUUUGAUUCAAAUUAUGCACUGCGAGUAUCUUUUCGAGAUGACGACGGUAAGAAAUUGAGUGCGUCAGCAAAUUACAGUGAUGCUGCAUUAUUGGAAUUCGCAGUUACGAUGCCUAUGAUUGAAGGAAUAAAAAUAUGCGCAAGACAUUACAAAUUUUUGGCAUGGUCAAAUUCUCAAAUCAGAGAUCAUAGUGUAUGGAUGUAUGCGGAAGACAAUAAAGGAAAUAAUGCCGAUACUAUUCGAGCAUGGAUGGGUGAUUUCUCGAUAACCAAAAGCGUAUCCAAAUACAUGGCUCGUUUGGGACAGUGCUUUUCACAAACAGAAGACACAGUGAAAAUUCCAUUAGAGCAUCGUUACGUCAUUACAGAGGAUGAUAUUGAAGGUGGAGUAAAUCCUGUUACAGGAAAACCUUACUGCUUUUCAGAUGGAAUUGGCAAAAUGUCUAGACAAUUAGCCGAGAACGUUAGCGAAAAGUUGAAUUUGAAAAAAGUUUCGUGUGCUUUUCAAAUAAGAUAUGCAGGUUAUAAGGGAAUGCUUGUUAUGGAUCCGACGUUGGACGACGAAGGACUGAAAAUUGUGUUUAGAAAAAGUAUGAAAAAAUUUGAUAGUCCAUCUGAUCAACUUGAAAUAGUAAAGCAAAGUCAAGCCAUACCCGUACACUUGAAUCGUCCAAUGAUCAACAUCCUGAAUCAACUGGGUGUUCCAAAUAAAGUAUUUCUAGAACUACAGGAAGAAAUGCUUUCGACCGAAACAGAUAUUUUAACCGACGAUGAAAAGACUGCAGAAUAUCUCGCUUCUAAACUGAAUCUGGAAACCAUAACAGGAUUUCAAGAAAUGGUGAAUGCGGGAAUAGGAUUGACAGGCGAUCCUUUCUUUCGCGAAUUGUUAUUAUGUCUUCGAGAAAGAGCGAUUUAUGAUAUUAAGACAAAAGCUAGAUUAGCUAUAAAUCCCAACGAAGGACGAAACAUGUUCGGAGUUCUAGACGAGACGGCCACUCUCGAAUAUGGCCAAGUAUUUAUUCAAUACACGAAAGAUAUUGUAGGACAAGAAACUAGUACAGAAACAGUAAUUAAAACAGGUCGAGUGUUGGUGACAAAAAACCCUUGUACUCAACCCGGAGAUAUUCGAAUUUUAGAAGCUAUCGAUGUUCCCGCUUUACAUCAUAUUGUGGAUUGUAUAGUGUUUCCGCAGAAAGGGAAACGACCACAUCCGGAUGAAAUGGCUGGAUCCGAUCUCGAUGGAGAUGAAUACGCCGUUAUUUGGAGAAAAAAUUUAUUUUUCUCUCGUAACCGAGAACCGGAAAAUUUCCCUUCUCCCGAAGAAGAUAAACAGUCGAGCGCCACAUUCGAUAUACAUACAACAACCGAAAUGCUGAAAGAAUACAUUAAAAAUGACCAGAUUGGUAUAAUCGGAAGUGCCCACUUGGCAAUUUCAGAUAAAUUUGGUAUACAUACUCCAAUCUGCAAAGAGAUUGCUCGAAAAUUCUCUCUGGCAUUAGAUUAUGUAAAGUCUGGUUAUAUAGAACCCCUAACAUGCGAGGAAAAGCCACAAAAAUAUCCAGAUUUUAUGGAAAGAGGAACUGACAGAGAAACUUAUCGAUCAAAACGUGCUUUGGGUGAUUUAUACAGAAAUUGUGAAAUAUUUGAACAGAAAACUACAUCUGUCCAACGGGAAACCGUUAAAUUACAGAUUGAUCCUGACUUAAUUUAUCCUGGUUGGGAAGAAUACGAAGAAUCUGCACGAAUUUCUAGACAAAACUACAAUCAUUUUCUUCAAAUUUUGAUGCAUAGAUAUGGAGUUCAAACGGAAGCUGAGGCAAUUUCGGGCGCAUUUCGAAGACUUCACCAGCGACAUUCCGAAAGACACGACGCUUUUAACGCUGAAAAACUCGUUGUGCAAUCUGUAGAAACAUUGCAGAAGCGUUUUAGAAACGAAUUUCAUCAGGAAUUUGGAAUUUCAGCUGAUACUGAAAAUAUAGAUCCGAACAUAUUGGACGAUAUAUUNUUUACAAUUCGAGUAUCGUGUCGGUUUUAA